This is a messenger RNA of Heteronotia binoei (common prickly gecko), 1403 nucleotides long. RefSeq names its product break repair meiotic recombinase recruitment factor 1 (gene BRME1). The transcript is spliced from 2 exons. NCBI's taxonomy places the organism in Eukaryota, Metazoa, Chordata, Lepidosauria, Squamata, Gekkonidae. The record is from RefSeq and is a predicted model, not a curated record. The coding region runs from base 6 to 350 and encodes 114 amino acids. Gene Ontology annotation, biological process: double-strand break repair involved in meiotic recombination.
AUGAGAUGACAGCGAGAAUCUGUGAUCCAUCAAAGGAAGAAGAUGCAACAAAUGUUGUUUGUGGACUGAUUAAAGAGCUGUCUAAUCUCAACCGACUGGUCAUGGGUACCCACAGGGAUCUGGAUUCCUUCAGGAGGCUGAAAUUCCGGAGACCCAGGCAAUCGGGAAAGCUUUUGCCUCACAGCAUGACAAAUAUGCCUUGUACAGUGAAGAAGAAGAAAAGGACAUCGCUUUCAAACGCCGCAGCAAGUAGUUUUAACUUACGUAAAGAUUUUCUCGGUUCUAGUGACGUUUCAUUGGCUGUGGCAAGCAAAGCAACCGUGAUGCACGAUGUAGAAACAGAAGUUUAAGACCACUAUGGCAGAGCAGAGGUCAGUCACUUAAAAAUGAUAAUUACUUACCCAGACCUUAAUGACCCUUGAACUGUAUCAAGGUGAAACUAGGCAUUCUAUGGGGAAACCUUUGUUAGGAAACCUGCAGGUCUGGUUUUGCUGCCUUUUAAAACUAGUUAACUGCUCCCACUGGGCUUCUAAUUUUGAAGACCAGAAAUGGUGCUAGAAGUCAAGGGUAUUCAAUUAAUUCUUUUCUGUAUUGCUUGGUCCAUAGUGUCCUUUCCCAACUACAGUAAAUUCCUUUUGAGGGCGGGUGGGGGGGGGGGGGGAGGAAGAUCACUUUAUCCCUGUGUGAUUUGGAUUCCCUUCCCACAGUUCCACUUUCCUAAUCUUCAAAGCAGCGGUGUUGAACUAUUAAUUAGCAUUCAGGUUCUGUUCUUUGUAGCUCCCCCAGUCAUAGAUCUUUUCAACAUAUUUGUGUAGUCUGGUGCACAGCAAUGUAAAGGGCCCUUGCAGAUAAUAAUUGGGUCUACCACCUUGGAACAAACCAUUGCCUUGACAUCCCUAAAAAUGCAUGCACAAACUACUGUAUUCUUUACCCAUAUUAAUGGUCAGAUUUCCCCUGUUGAAAGUGGAAACCUCUGUCAUGAACUAUCUGCAGUCUUUCCUGUAAAUGUAGCUCUUUUAGAAUGUAAAUGGUAAAAACAAAAGCCUAUUUAACGGUCAGUUUCACUCUGGAAGGUAUACCUGCAAAAUGUUGAUAAUGCUUAUUGACUUAGGUCUGUUGUAUUAUAUUGCUUUAAAAUUAACUAGUUUUGAGGGAAAACAAUGUGCUAUGCCAACCCAAUGGAAGCAGAGUUCUACUGAUGCUAAUGUGUAAGAGUUGCCUUAUAUUUAAAUUUCUCCCACUGAAACGUAAAGUGUUUAACUUUGUUGCACUCAAGUCUUUGUUUGUAGUUAUUGUUUACCUUAUGCCUUUAGAAUUUUGUCGUCAGAAAAGCACAUGCAACAUCUUUUGUUUAUAUUUAAAACAUAUGUUUUUGUGAAAUAAAGAGGUAACGUUUUGUAACA